ACAAAAGUCUGAAUAAAAGUCAAAAGUGUUCUGUGCUAACAGGCCAGGCGACAGCUCAUUAUAUUGCAUUGUAUAUAUAGUUUCAAAUAGAAAUCAAGGGAGAUAUUUUACAUUUAGUUUCACGUAUCAAUGACUUGUAUAAAAUUCAUUUAUAAUGCAGUAUAAAAAAGUUACCCACGUUCUUUUCGAUUUAGAUGGCCUACUCAUUGAUUCAGAAAAACUUUAUUCAGAGGCUUUUGAAAUGGUAUGUGCUAAAUAUGGAAAAACCUUUACGUGGGAAAUUAAAUCCAGUUUAUUGGGUUUUCAAGGUUACGAAUGUGCUGAUAAAAUCAUUGAAACAUUAAACCUGCCACUGACGAGUGAUGAGUUUAUGGACGAAUGCCAAGAAGUGUAUGAAAAAAUAUUUGUCAAUGUACAAUUAAUGCCAGGGGCACAGAAGUUAGUUGAACACUUGUACACUAAAGGAGUCCCAAUCGCAUUGGCUACAAGUUCAAGUGCAGACAGUAUGGAUAUGAAGAUGCAAAAUCACCAAUCAUUUCUUAAGUAUUUCCAUCAUCUUACCAUGGGUUCCUCAGAUCCUGAAGUAACUAAAGGCAAACCUGACCCAAUAAUAUUUUUGGUCUGUGCCUCUCGAUUUCCUGACAAGCCAAAACCUGAGAAUUGCUUAGUAUUUGAAGAUGCUGUAAAUGGUGUAAAAGCAGCAUGCGCAGCUAACAUGCAAGUUGUUGCUGUGCCAGACCCACGAAUUGAUAGAGAGCAGUUAAAAGAUGCUACGUUAGUCCUCAACUCUUUAGAAGAAUUUCAACCAGAACUUUUUGGUCUCCCAAGCUAUGAUUAAAAUAAUCAAAUGCUAAUUUUCUGUAAGUAUCAUUUAGAUAUAUAAUCUCUAUAUGAUUUUAUUACUGAACACCAUGAAAAUUUUAAUUUUUGAAAAUAAUUUGCAUUCGCAUUGGCAAUGUAAGCUAUGGUUAACAUUUUUUCAAUGCCAAUGUUUUGGACAGUGGUGACCACUUACCAUCAGGUGGCCCACUUGAUCAUCCGCCUACCUAUUCUAUAAAAAAAAUGUUUGUAAUUGUAUAUUAUCUUUCAUUUUUACUAUAAAUUGAAAUAUAUAUAAAGAUGGUACUAUAUAUUGAAAUAUAGCCUUCUUCUGAUGAUGUCGAAUGGCAUCUCCUUAGAGUGUUUUGCUUCUUAGACACUACCCUGUUAUGCAGAUAAAUUAGUUUAAUUUUAGUGUUAUUAAAAGUUGGUUUUUUAUAAAAAGUACAUCAUUUCUAGUUGUUGUUAAUUUGUAAGGUAUUAAUUUUCUUUUAUAGCAUUGUUAAAAUAAUGAUGAAUGCAUAACAUGUUUAUAAAAUUUUAAAUAGUAGUUUGUUGAAACAUUUUAUAUGUUCAUAAUGUUUUAUGAAAUAUGUUUCGUUAUAUUGAAAAUCUAAUAAUGUUUAAUAUUAUUUCUUGUAUAACCUCAAAAUAUGUCUAGUCAUUGAAAACUA
This is a messenger RNA of Nymphalis io (European peacock), 1493 nucleotides long. RefSeq names its product pseudouridine-5'-phosphatase-like. The transcript is spliced from 4 exons. The record is from RefSeq and is a predicted model, not a curated record. The coding region runs from base 155 to 838 and encodes 227 amino acids. Lineage: Eukaryota; Metazoa; Arthropoda; Insecta; Lepidoptera; Nymphalidae. Gene Ontology annotation, molecular function: phosphatase activity.